UAUUUCUGAUCCCUUUCGUUUGAUUGAAUGAAUAUACCCGUUUAUUGGAAGCCGGGUGUCCUUGUAUUGAAGGGAUAUAUAAACAUGGCUUAAAACUAAUGCAAUGUGUUCUGACCAUUCAGUAAAACCAUUUACUAAUACAUCAUGAUUGCUAAGGUUGCAUUCUUCCUCACUGCUUUGGCAGCUGCUCAUGCCACUGCACUCCUCGCUCCAGCUGUGUAUGGACAUGGACUUGCCAUCAAAGCACCAGCAGCUCCCAUCAUCACUGCUCCCCUUCUUAGCAAAUCUGUGAUUCAUGCUCCAGCAGCUCCUCUUCUUCACGCCCCUGUAGCACCACUCCUCCAUGCUCCUCUAGUCUCCAAAACCGUUCUAUCUGCACCAACAUAUGCUGUUCAAAAAUCAGUGGUCACUACUCAUCAUGCUGCUCCAGUAGCUUAUGCUGCUCCUCUUCCAUAUGCCGUUGCUAAGACCGCUCCAAUCGCCCCUGUUCUAACCCACACUGGACUUCUUGGAGCAGCCCCAUUGGCCUACACUGGACUUUUGGGACAUGGACUCGCCUAUUCUGGACAUCCUCUUGCAUAUGGACAUGGUCUUUAUGCCCCUAAGCUUGGCUAUUCUAAAUUACUUUUGUAAAAAGAAUUUUAAAGUCAUUGUAAAAAAAUUUAGAUAAUAAAUAGUGUAAAUACAGCA
Parasteatoda tepidariorum (common house spider) is the source of this 690-nucleotide messenger RNA. RefSeq lists its product as uncharacterized. The record is from RefSeq and is a predicted model, not a curated record. Lineage: Eukaryota; Metazoa; Arthropoda; Arachnida; Araneae; Theridiidae.